AUGGUUGAAUCAACUGGUUCUACGGUUGUGGCUCCCGUUGAGGAUGAGAAAACUCGAGCACUUACCAACUAUAGGAAGAAGCUGGUCGAGUACAGAGAUAUUGAACAACAGUUGAAGCUGCUAAGAAAAAAGGAGGCUGAAAUGCAAAAAAGCUUUGAUAAAUCUGAGAACGAUAUCAAGUCGCUGCAAUCCGUUGGUCAAAUUGUUGGUGAAGUACUCAAACAGCUGACUGAAGAGAAAUUCAUCGUUAAGGCAACAAAUGGUCCCCGAUACGUGGUCGGUUGUCGACGUUCGAUCAAUAAAGAGCAAUUGAAACAAGGUACUCGAGUGGCGUUGGAUAUGACGACUUUAACAAUAAUGCGUCAACUUCCUCGCGAAGUCGAUCCCCUCGUCUACAAAAUGUCGCACGAAGAUCCUGGUAAUAUCACUUAUGCUGAUGUUGGUGGUCUUGCGGAGCAGAUUCGGGAACUAAGAGAGGUGGUUGAACUCCCGCUAAUAAAUCCUGAACUAUUCCGUCGUGUUGGUAUUACUCCACCAAAAGGAUGUCUUCUUUAUGGACCACCGGGAACAGGAAAGACGCUCUUGGCUAGAGCAGUGGCUUCACAGUUAGAUUGCAACUUCCUCAAGGUGGUCUCCUCUGCCAUUGUCGAUAAGUACAUCGGAGAAUCUGCUCGAAUGAUCCGUGAAAUGUUCAAUUAUGCACGAGAUCAUCAGCCAUGUAUAGUUUUUAUGGAUGAGAUUGAUGCCAUUGGUGGUCGUCGAUUCUCAGAAGGUACCUCUGCAGAUCGUGAAAUCCAAAGAACGCUGAUGGAGCUGUUGAAUCAGCUAGAUGGUUUCGACUCUUUGGGAAAAGUUAAAGUCAUUAUGGCGACAAACCGACCUGAUACACUUGAUCCUGCUCUUCUUCGUCCUGGUCGUCUUGAUCGAAAGGUCGAAAUUCCGCUGCCGAAUGAACAGGCUCGCCUCGAGGUUCUAAAAAUCCAUGCGAAUCCUAUCACCAAGCAUGGUGAUAUUGAUUACGAAGCAGUUGUCAAAUUGUCAGAUGGUUUUUCUUGCGCUGAUCUCCGUAAUGUCUGCACUGAAGCGGGUCUUUAUGCUAUCAGAGCUGAACGAGAAUAUGUGAUUGAAGAGGACUUUAUGAAAGCUGUUCGAAAGGUUGGCGACGCAAAGAGGCUCGAAACAAAAUUGGACUACAAACCUGUUUAA
Messenger RNA from Necator americanus (New World hookworm), 1206 nucleotides. RefSeq lists its product as uncharacterized. Gene Ontology annotation, cellular component: cytosolic proteasome complex; proteasome regulatory particle, base subcomplex. Bases 1 to 1206 code for a protein of 401 amino acids. The record is from RefSeq and is a predicted model, not a curated record. Gene Ontology annotation, biological process: positive regulation of RNA polymerase II transcription preinitiation complex assembly. The transcript has 11 exons. Gene Ontology annotation, molecular function: ATP hydrolysis activity; ATP binding; proteasome-activating activity. NCBI's taxonomy places the organism in Eukaryota, Metazoa, Nematoda, Chromadorea, Rhabditida, Ancylostomatidae.